AUGUCUUACAAUAACGGAGGUUACAGAGGUGGCUCAGGUGGAGCAGGUGGCUACGGUGGAAGAGGAGGUGGCGGCUACGGUGGCGGCUACGGUGGCGGCUACGGUGGUGGAAGAGGUGGCGGAUAUGGUGGUGGAAGAGGUGGAAGAUUCAAUGAUGCUCCAAGACAAGAAUUGAGUGUUCCAGAAUGGAACCUUGAAGACUUGCCUAGAUUUGAAAAGAACUUUUACACUGAACAUCCAGAUGUUGCUGCCAGAUCAGAUGCUGAUAUUCAAGCAUUUAGAAACGAAAAUGAAAUGAGUGUACAAGGACAUGAUAUUCCACAUCCAAUUACUACUUUUGAUGAAGCAGGAUUUCCUGAUUAUGUUUUGAAUGAAUUGAAAGCACAAGGAUUCCCAAAGCCAACUGCUAUUCAAUGUCAAGGUUGGCCAAUGGCUUUGAGUGGUAGAGAUAUGGUUGGUAUAGCUGCUACUGGUUCAGGUAAGACCUUGUCAUAUUGUUUACCUGGUAUUGUUCAUAUCAAUGCCCAACCAUUGUUGAAACCAGGUGAUGGUCCAAUUGUGUUGGUGUUGGCUCCAACAAGAGAGUUGGCCUGUCAAAUCCAAACUGAGUGUAGCAAGUUUGGUUCAUCGUCGAGAAUCAGAAACACUUGUGUUUAUGGUGGUGCUCCGAAAGGUCCACAAAUCAGAGAUUUGGCCAAGGGUGUUGAAAUCUGUAUUGCCACUCCAGGUAGGUUGAUUGAUAUGUUGGAAGCUGGCAAGACAAACUUGAGGAGAGUCACCUAUUUGGUUUUGGAUGAAGCUGAUAGGAUGUUGGAUAUGGGUUUCGAGCCACAAAUUAGAAAGAUUGUUGAUCAAAUCAGACCAGACCGUCAAACAUUGAUGUGGUCUGCCACUUGGCCAAAGGAAGUUCAAGCUUUGGCUAGAGAUUACUUGAAUGAUCCAAUUCAAGUCACUAUUGGUUCAUUGGAAUUGGCUGCUUCUCACACAAUCACACAAAUUGUUCAAGUUGUUACUGAGUAUCAAAAGAGAGACAUGCUUGUUAAGUAUUUGGAAAGUGCUUUGGGUGACACCAAUUCAAAGGUAUUGGUGUUUGCCAGUACCAAGAGGACAUGUGACGAUGUCACUAGUUACUUGAGAGCAGAUGGAUGGCCUGCGUUAGCCAUUCAUGGUGACAAGGAACAACACGAAAGAGACUGGGUCUUGAAGGAGUUUAGACAAGGAACUCACUCUAUUAUGGUUGCAACUGAUGUUGCUGCCAGAGGUAUUGAUGUCAAGGGAAUCACACACGUUAUCAAUUACGAUAUGCCAGGUAACAUUGAAGAUUAUGUCCACAGAAUCGGUAGAACUGGUAGAGGUGGUGCUACAGGUACUGCUAUUUCAUUUUUCACCGACAACAACAAGAAAUUGGGUGGAGAUUUGUGCAAAAUUAUGAGAGAAGCACAUCAAACUAUUCCUCCUGAGUUGCAACAAUAUGAUAGAAGAAGUUAUGGAAGUCAUAUUAGGUACGGUGCUGGAAGAGGAGGCCGUGGUGGACGUGGUGGACGUGGUGGAUUUCGCGGUGGCAGAGGUGGAUUUGGUGGUGGUAGAGGUGGCGCCAGAAGUUACUCUUCGGGAUCAAACACUGCUCCAUUGGGUAACCGUCGCUUUUAA
Molecule: messenger RNA, 1650 nt
Organism: Lodderomyces theae
Lineage: Eukaryota; Fungi; Ascomycota; Pichiomycetes; Serinales; Debaryomycetaceae
Gene: DBP2
Product: DEAD-box ATP-dependent RNA helicase
Exons: 2
Coding region: 1-1650 (549 amino acids)
Biological process (GO): rRNA processing
Cellular component (GO): nucleus; ribonucleoprotein complex; cytoplasm
Molecular function (GO): RNA binding; ATP binding; RNA helicase activity
Source: RefSeq, a predicted model, not a curated record